Messenger RNA from Cynocephalus volans (Philippine flying lemur), 4797 nucleotides. It is a transcript of the gene BRD1, whose product is annotated as bromodomain containing 1. Lineage: Eukaryota; Metazoa; Chordata; Mammalia; Dermoptera; Cynocephalidae. Gene Ontology annotation, molecular function: protein binding. Bases 86 to 3655 code for a protein of 1189 amino acids. Gene Ontology annotation, biological process: regulation of transcription by RNA polymerase II. The record is from RefSeq and is a predicted model, not a curated record. Gene Ontology annotation, cellular component: MOZ/MORF histone acetyltransferase complex. The transcript has 13 exons.
AGGCGCCUGCGGGGAAGCGCCUCGGCGCGCGGCCGGCCUCCCCGGGCCUCUUCGCAAGUAACUCUGUCGAGGUGAUCAUUACCAAAUGAGGAGGAAAGGACGAUGUCAUCGAGGCUCUGCAGCGAGGCAUCCUUCCUCCCCGUGCAGCAUUAAACACUCCCCUACGCGAGAAACGUUGACGUAUGCUCAAGCUCAAAGGAUGGUGGAGAUAGAGAUUGAAGGGCGCCUGCACAGGAUCAGUAUUUUUGAUCCCCUGGAGAUCGUAUUAGAAGAUGACCUCACUGCCCAAGAAAUGAGUGAGUGCAACAGCAAUAAGGAAAAUAGCGAGAGGCCACCUGUUUGCUUAAGAACUAAGCGCCACAAAAACAACAGAGUCAAAAAGAAAAAUGAAGCCCUUCCCAGCGCCCAUGGCACGCCGGCCUCGGCCAGCGCUCUUCCUGAGCCCAAGGUGCGAAUUGUGGAGUACAGCCCCCCGUCUGCCCCCAGGAGGCCCCCCGUGUACUACAAGUUCAUUGAGAAGUCGGCCGAGGAGCUGGACAACGAGGUAGAGUAUGACAUGGACGAGGAGGACUAUGCCUGGCUGGAGAUCAUCAAUGAGAAGCGCAAGGGCGACUGCAUCUCUGCCGUGUCGCAGAACAUGUUUGAGUUCCUGAUGGACCGCUUUGAGAAAGAGUCGUACUGCGAGAACCAGAAGCAGGGUGAGCAGCAGUCCCUGAUUGAUGAGGACGCUGUAUGCUGCAUCUGCAUGGAUGGGGAGUGCCAGAACAGCAAUGUGAUCCUCUUCUGUGACAUGUGCAACCUGGCUGUGCACCAGGAGUGCUAUGGGGUGCCCUAUAUCCCUGAGGGCCAGUGGCUCUGCCGCCAUUGCCUGCAGUCCCGGUCCCGGCCAGCUGACUGUGUGCUGUGCCCCAACAAGGGUGGUGCCUUCAAAAAGACUGAUGACGAUCGCUGGGGCCAUGUGGUGUGCGCCCUGUGGAUCCCAGAGGUUGGCUUUGCCAACACGGUGUUCAUUGAGCCCAUCGAUGGCGUGAGGAACAUCCCCCCAGCCCGGUGGAAACUGACAUGCUACCUCUGCAAGCAGAAGGGCGUGGGUGCCUGCAUUCAGUGCCACAAAGCAAAUUGCUACACAGCGUUCCAUGUGACAUGUGCUCAGAAGGCCGGCUUGUACAUGAAAAUGGAGCCUGUGAAGGAACUGACUGGUGGCAGCACCACCUUCUCCGUCAGAAAGACCGCUUACUGUGACGUCCACACGCCUCCAGGCUGCACCCGGAGGCCUCUGAACAUUUAUGGGGAUGUUGAAAUGAAAAACGGUGUCUGUCGAAAAGAGAGUGCAGUUAAAACUGUCAGGUCCACAUCCAAGGUCAGGAAGAAAGCAAAAAAAGCUAAGAAAAUGCCUGCUGAGCCCUGUGCGGUCCUGCCGACUGUGUGUGCUCCUUACAUUCCCCCUCAGAGAUUAAAUAGGAUUGCGAAUCAGGUGGCCAUUCAGCGGAAGAAGCAGUUCGUGGAGCGAGCUCACAGCUACUGGCUACUCAAGAGGCUGUCUAGGAACGGUGCUCCCCUGCUGCGGCGGCUCCAGUCCAGCCUGCAGUCCCAGAGAAACACACAGCAGAGAGAAAAUGACGAGGAAGUGAAGGCCGCCAAGGAGAAGCUCAAGUACUGGCAGCGGCUGCGGCAUGACCUGGAGCGCGCCCGCCUGCUGAUAGAGCUGCUGCGCAAGCGCGAGAAGCUCAAGCGUGAGCAGGUGAAGGUGGAGCAGAUCGCCAUGGAACUGCGGCUGACCCCGCUGACGGUGCUGCUGCGCUCAGUCCUGGACCAGUUGCAGGAGAAGGACCCUGCAAAGAUAUUCGCCCAGCCUGUGAGUCUGAAGGAGGUACCAGAUUAUUUGGAUCACAUUAAACAUCCCAUGGACUUUGCCACAAUGAGGAAACGGUUAGAAGCUCAAGGGUAUAAAAACCUCCAUGAGUUUGAGGAGGAUUUUGAUCUCAUUGUAGAUAACUGCAUGAAGUACAAUGCCAAGGACACCGUGUUUUAUAGAGCCGCAGUGAGGCUGCGCGAUCAGGGUGGUGUUGUUCUGAGGCAGGCCCGGCGUGAGGUGGACAGCAUCGGCUUGGAAGAGGCCUCGGGGAUGCACUUGCCCGAGCGGCCCAUGGUGACCCCUCGGCGGCCUUUCUCCUGGGAAGAAGUGGACAGGUUGCUGGACCCGGCCAGCAGAGCCCACCUGGGCCUGGAGGAGCAGCUGCGGGAGCUGCUGGACAAGCUCGACCUCACCUGCUCCAUGAAGUCCAGUGGCUCGCGGAGUAAACGAGCAAAACUGCUGAAAAGGGAAAUCGCUCUCCUUCGAAACAAGCUCAGCCAGCAGCACAGCCAGCCCCCAGCAGCGGGCUCAGGUACUGGAAGCUUUGAAGAGGACGCUGCUCCGCUGGGGCUGGAGACGGGGGACGAAGGAGAUAAAUCUCCCCCUAAACUUGAACCAUCAGAUGCUUUACCUCUUCCUUCAGACUCGGAGACUAACUCAGAACCACCAACCCUCAACCCAGUAGAGCUCCACCCAGAGCAGAGUAAACCAUUCAAAAGAGUCACAUUUGGUAAUGAAUUACAUAGCACUUGCACUCAGAGCGCACUGCUAAGCGGACACCCUCCAGAGCCCACCCUCGCCAGUAGUGGCGAUGUGCCGGCGGCGGCGGCCUCCGCAGUGGCGGAGCCUUCAAGCGAUGUAAACAGACGCACUUCUGUUCUCUUCUGCAAAUCGAAAAGUGUAAGCCCCCCAAAGUCUGCCAAGAACACUGAAACCCAGCCAACUUCUCCUCAGCUAGGGACCAAAACCUUUUUGUCUGUAGUCCUUCCGAGGUUGGAGACUCUUCUGCAGCCAAGGAAAAGGUCGCGGAGCACAUGUGGAGACUCUGAGGUGGAGGAGGAGUCCCCGGGAAAGCGCCUGGACACAGGUCUCACCAAUGGCUUUGGGGGUGCGAGGAGUGAGCAGGGGCCAGGCAGCGGCCCGGGGAGAAUGGCAGCGCCCCGACGACGCUGUGCCUCUGAGUCCAGCAUCUCCUCCAGCAACAGCCCGCUCUGCGACUCAAGUUUUAGCGUGCCCAAGUGUGGGCGAGGCAAGCCUGCCCUUGUGCGAAGGCACACCCUGGAGGACCGGAGCGAGUUGAUAUCCUGCAUUGAAAACGGGAACUAUGCCAAGGCGGCCAGGAUUGCGGCCGAAGUUGGUCAGAACAGCAUGUGGAUUUCAACUGAUGCUGCAGCCUCUGUGCUAGAGCCCCUGAAGGUGGUGUGGGCCAAGUGCAGCGGGUACCCCUCGUACCCGGCCCUGAUCAUCGACCCCAAGAUGCCACGAGUGCCUGGCCACCACAAUGGCGUCACCAUCCCAGCCCCGCCCCUGGACGUGCUAAAGAUUGGGGAGCACAUGCAGACCAAGUCUGACGAGAAGCUGUUCCUGGUUCUCUUUUUUGAUAACAAGAGGAGUUGGCAAUGGCUUCCUAAAUCCAAAAUGGUUCCCCUUGGUAUUGACGAGACUAUAGACAAGUUAAAAAUGAUGGAAGGGAGAAACUCCAGCAUCCGGAAGGCCGUGCGGAUUGCUUUUGACCGGGCCAUGAACCACCUGAGCCGCGUGCACGGGGAGCCAGCCAGCGACCUCAGUGAUGUUGACUGAUGCAGGCUCCAGCGGAAGCCACUGCGGGUCUUGUCCAUAGUUGUUGAUAAGCUGUACAUAUUUGUACAUUGUUCAAAACUUAACUUAUUCUAAUUUUUAGUUGUAGUUCUUUCGUUCUUUUUCCCAGGAGAGGAGGGAGGUUUUAUUUCCAUGUUUUCUGUGAAACCAUCUCCAUCUCGACGCCUUGUGGGUGGGGCGGUGCGUCUGAGCACGUGGUCCUGGACACGUCGCGCUGAGCGGUGCUGCCUGCCUCACUUUCUUUGAUCUGUAGCUUUUUUUUUUUUUAAAAGACUUUUGAAUGUUUAAUAAUUUUGUAAAUCAUACUCUUUACACAGAGUACCACUUAUUUAAAAAGACGGGAUGUAAAUUUACAGUGACAAAUGUGUAUUUUAAAAAAGAAAAUGACAUUAUUUUGAAUGGUACUUUGUAGAAAGAGGUGGAGAAUAAGUUUAUGCUGUGUACGUUACUCGCAAGUCACCAAAAACACUCCGCUGCCCGCGACGGUGGGGUGGGCGCGUCUCCUUCUCAUCGUCAUGUACACCCAGACUCCCACAGGUGUGCCUCCCGGCGGAUUAUUUAUUGUAGAAAGUGUAUUCAUUUGCUUUAUAAUGAAAAAUAAAUUUGGAAAGGUAUAUUGAUAUGCAUUUUUAUACAGGCACAUAAAAAUUCAACAUGGUUUGGGAGCAGAAUGUGUUGCAUUGUUGUAUAAAUGACUCUGGCCUGUGUGUACUUUGAUUUUGUAACUUGUAAUCUUUUGUUUACAAUGAGGGGCUUUCUGUAACUUGUUUUGUUUAGAACACUUUGGUAGCAAUAGAAACUUUGGAUACAUUUUUGUAUGGUACAUGUGAUGUAUAUAGAAUUAGUACUUUAUUUUUAUUUUUAAGAGGUAAAGCAUUAUGUUAGGGGGAAAAAGAUGGGUGGGUUUCCAAAUUUGCAUUUUUUAUAUUAAAAAUAAAGUCAAGAUUUGGAUGGUGUGGCCAUUUCAUUCCUGCAUCACUAGAAGUCUGGGUGAGGGCUCUGGUGGGCUGUGGGCCAGGAGAGGGGAGGGGCACGGCUGGACUUACAACACGCCUUUGUCUUUAAAAUUGUCAUGGGAUGGCGUUAUUUAUUAUUUUACCUAGUCAUAUUAUUUUAAAGCUACA